Molecule: messenger RNA, 7266 nt
Organism: Pogonomyrmex barbatus (red harvester ant)
Lineage: Eukaryota; Metazoa; Arthropoda; Insecta; Hymenoptera; Formicidae
Gene: Atg2
Product: Autophagy-related 2
Biological process (GO): autophagy of peroxisome; autophagy of mitochondrion; autophagosome assembly
Cellular component (GO): phagophore; phagophore assembly site
Molecular function (GO): protein-membrane adaptor activity; phosphatidylinositol-3-phosphate binding
Source: RefSeq, a predicted model, not a curated record
GACGGCAACGCGAUCGGGUGCGAUCCUCGAUCUCGAACAGGUCGCGCAUUGUGUGCCGAGCGUCAUGGACGCGGACGGUGCGCGUGUCGAGGAGACGCGAGUCGUUCGUGCGGACAGUCAUCGUUCGGCCCGUUGCUAAACGGACGCUCGUUCGACGCCGAGAUAUGCCUCGCGACAACGUGCCUGGCGCGACGAGAUGAUACCCUGUUACGGACUGCGCGACACGCCGGAAUUCUCGGGAUAGAUCGCGUAACGCGCGACGCAACGGCUCCGUGGGACGAUGAGCAAGAUGUCUUGGCUCGGUUGGUCGGCGGACAUCAAGAAGAGGGCCUGCAGGUACCUGCUGCAACGCUACCUCGGCCAGUUUCUGGAGGAGCUCACGCUGGACCAGCUGACCGUCGAUCUGUACAAUGGCACGGGACGGGUUGUCAACGUUAGCCUCGACGUACAGGCACUCAAUGAGAUGGGGGAGCAACAACAUCUUCCGUUGGAAUUUGUCGACGGUUUUAUAACAGAGAUAUCUCUCAGUAUACCAUGGUCGGCGUUACUUAGCCAAGCAAGUUAUGUGGAAGUCAAGGGUCUUAGACUCACGGUGCAACCGCGACAAAGAAUCGAAACGGGAACAUCGAUGUUCGAAUCUAUGUGGAGUUCCAUGACGUCCAGUAUGCAACUCGCUCAAGAAUGUCUGCAACAAGAUGCGGCCAAUGCGGGAAAUGCUCAGCCUUUAGAGGCGGUGGAAUUGUUUGCACAGACUAUAGAUUCAAUUUUAUCUAGGGUCAAAGUGAGAUUUAUCGAUACUGUGAUACGUUUGGAACAUGUACCUUUGAAUUCUUCGACGGGAGUAGCGAUUGAAGUGUGGAUACAGAAUCUUGAAUAUUCUGACGAAGCUGGAUUAGAUCCCAGUAGUACGUCUCUGGAUCCUGACGAAUCCACGAAAGGUUACAUCAUUUCAGCGUUCUCGACUAAGCGAUUUUAUAUGGAGGGAGUGACUUUUCAUACUGAUGAAUUUCCCUCUCGCGCAAGAACGUUUUCUAGAAGUAUGUUGGCUAGUACGUGCUCUACUCCCGAUUCUAAGAAUUCAGAUAGUCUGUUUAUCUCUGCACAAAUGUCUCCCACGCAGAGCAUUCUGCACACUCCUCCGGAAGGAAAUGCUGUUAACAACUCAAAUGAAUCAAAUCCUAUCAUGUUUGCUAAGCUAGCAGGUAGACAAGAAGUCAGAUUAAAAAUGAAACAAGGAGAAGGAAUAUCGGGACCAAAGGUAGAAUUGGAAAUUACCUUAGGAUCGCUUACUUUAUUCUUGAGUCCUAGGCAGCUUCAUGUUUUGUUAGAAUUAGCGCAUGGCCUAGCAUCACCAGAUCUAGAAGAUGUCAGCAACGUUGUUCCAAGAAGAUAUACGGAGAAACCUAUGGCUAGCAGUGAUUUUAAUCGUAUAGAACGCGAGCUUAUCCAUCAGACACAUCCUAUGCAAGAUUUAAAGACUACAGAUCUACGAUACGCUCAAGGAUGGUCUACAGGAUCGGUAGAUGAAUCUGAUAACGAAGAUGAAUUCCUGCCAAUGAAAUUACCAGGAUCCUCGUCGAUGUGUGACUCGAUUACGAGCAAUAAUUUUAGUAUGGAAGGCAGCAUAUCGACCAGCAGCAUUAGUUCAAAAAGUUCGACUACAAAUCUUCCGAGACAUAAUAGACACAGACAUAAUAUAGACAACGACACGUCCGCCGAGACUACCCAAUUUCAUAUAAGGGUAUCUUCCAUUGCUUUAGUUUUGUUGCAUGAAGAUAUAUUGACGCCAUGCGUGGAACAACUCGGUCUAACUUCUAGCAGUAUAAGACAAAUGAGAAACGCGUCAAAAGAAUUUUUCAGACAAUUAGGAACAUUUGCUAUGGGUGGCUAUGGAAGCAAAGAUUUUGAUCAAGCAUCAAAAUCGCUUACGGAGGCUUGUCGACUCAGUCAUAUUAGAUUAUUAGCUGCGCCUUUAGUGAUCGAAGGCAGUGAAAAAACUACGAAUCAGUACUCUGCGAUAUCGGGAAGUUUGUCUUUAGCUAGUUUGGAAGUUGUAGAAUGUUUGGUCGAUUCCAAUAACUCUACUUCGUAUAGAACACCAUCCAUGGAAUUUGUUGAGCUAUUGGCAUUCGUAAAAGAGAACACAACUAAUAUUGGAUUUUCCAAUAAAACUGAUUUUAGAAUGAGAUUUAAAUAUACACAAAAGGCUGUCCGACAUACUCACAUGACGAAGUUUGCACAUCCACGCACAGAAAUCGACAUCCAAAUGGAACCAUGUAGAGGAGAAAUAGACAUUACUAUUGUAGAUAGAAUAUCUGCUAUUCUUAAUCCGCAGCGAAUAUGCACUUAUAAUCCUGUAAUAAACGCUAGAAAUGCUAAUCAACAGACAUUAUUUGAUCAAGCUGUGGAUAGUGCAACACUGCCAGAUUCUAGAGUAGAUAUCAAAAUUUCUUCGUCGUCGUGUACAAUCAAAUUAAGAUUCCCAGUACCGGAUUUAAGACCAUUACACGAUAUGAGCCGUGCACCAUGGUGGAAGAGAUCCGUGAGAUCUGAUUAUAUGAUAAUGCAAAUGACAGACGCACAAGUUCAUUCCACUAUGGACAGCCGAUCUCACUAUGUAGCUAGGCACGAACUGCAAUGUCGACGGUUAUCAUUGCUGUACAUAGAAACCGAGGAUGAUACGCCAAUUGAAAUCGGUUUAGCCACAGCCGACGAAAAAAAUGAUACUGCGUCGUGUCAACAAAUCAGUGAUGAUCUUGGUUGGGCAAGAAUAGUAAUUAUUGUGUAUCCAGAACGUCUUGGUGCUCCGUUGGAAGAUAGUUCUGAAGAAGAAAUAGAGAAUGAUAAACGAAUUUUAGACGAUAGUUUGGAGAAAACCCCGAAACACGCGCCUUCCCCAUUUACUUCUAGACGAAUCAUGCGCGAAUCUGACACGAUUCAUUCCAAAUCUCACGAACAAGGUCAAAAAAGCGAGCAAAGUGACGGAGAGGAACUGAUUAUACCUGGCAACCGACAAGAAAUGUUAGAAUUCAUCGAAGAAGGCAUACAUGGUUCUAGAUUACAAUUGGAGAUCAAUCUACCUUGCGCUUCCGUCCAAAUACCGUCUAAACGCAUUUACGAACAACUCUACAAUCGAUUCAAUACCGAUUUGUUCUUGUGGGAAGCAUCGGCGCCCAGGCCCAAAUAUACCACUCAUAUAGAAAGUCACAUUGGCCUCGAUCUGGCAUCUACUCUCUUACAAGAAUCUACUUACCCUAAAUUCAGCAUGUGUAAAAGCGGAAUCCAGUAUAAUUCCGACUCCGACUCAAAUGAAGAAGGUAUAUACCAUUCUACGAACGAGAAGAAUCACAAAGAGGCACGAAUGUCUUCGAAAAGGGCACAGAGCAAAUUGGCAAUGACUUUAAGUAUCAAUCAAGGUCUUUUGUCUAUGUAUACUCCCGUGCGCGAUUCUAUGCGCAAUGUUAUACCCGGGCAGCAAGGAGAAUUGAUCAUUCGAUUAGAGGAUGCCACGAUAUUUUCCGUAACAGCAUAUAAGGGAAAUGCGAAUCUAAGCUACGCUUGCGCUAUGAUGAGGAGUGUGUCGCUGGAUCAUUGUGGUUUGACAACGAGCCCGUCGCAAAUGCCACCGUUAAGAUGUAUCAAUAGUGUUAGACCACGUUAUUGCGAGAAGACGAUAUAUCGCAGCGAAUCCGGCAGUAAUGUAGCAGCAAAUCCUAGUGACAAGGACAUGGUGACAGUUGCGGUGAGAAUACAAGCGGCUCAUCAGACGCAUCGUAUAAAGACCUUCCGAGUUGCGAUAGGUAUAAGCAAUGCUACAUUGAGGCACCGAAUGUGUUCCGCUGCUACUUCAUGGUUCACCGAGUUGAUGGAUUGCCUGGAUGUGGCAGAUCAUCCUGUCGCCGGUUACAUACCACCGGGCGUUUUGACUGAGCUACAUCUGCAUUUGUGGGAUUGCGUAAUCGACUACAGGCCGCUUCAUUUGCCGUUGAGAUCUAUCAUAACUCUUGGUAAUUUCAGCGUGUCAAGCAAUAUUACUGCGCAGACUAACACGUCAACGUUGCGUUUUAUCGCGGAGGAUGUUGCGCUCUUCAUAUCGGACAAGCUGCGCGAAAAGUCGGUGGAACUCAAACGGAAUUACGUGUGCGUGAUGAAUUUCGGCCUGUUCGAGUUAUCGCUGCGUCUGAAUGAAAGAAUGUAUGGCGGUGUGCCGCGAGUCGAUCUUCGGGCGAGCAACAACGUGUUGCAUGUACGCACGUGCUCGGAUUCCGGUCGCGCUCUUAUGCAACUGUUGACUUAUAUCGCCAAUGAUGGUGAUUUGCAACAGCCGAAUAGUGCGACCAAUAGUAGUACUGAGAGUAUCCCCACCGUGUCAACAACAACCACGAAAUACGAGGAGAAUCUCCUGGACGUCGAGAGCAUCAACACUCUUAGCAGAAGUCAGGUUGAACGAGUCUAUAGUCUAAUGGAGGACGCUUUAGAGGAGACCGUGAAGGGAACGACGAUUCAGAGUGGCAACGAAAGCGGGAAGAUACCGAUGACGGAAAAUCGAGUCGAGUUUUUCUUUCCUGAUGAUUCCUGUGCUGCCUCACGAGAGGCAGAAACGCGGAAAAGUUCGCAAGAAUGUAGUAAAACGAUCGCAUGCAGCGUAGAAGAUGACGACGACGACGAAUUUUGCAUCUUAGGAGAGGAAGCUGGUACGGGAAUAAUACCACGUUACGGAGUACCUGAGGUUCGAGCGUUGUGCCAAGAACCAUUGAGGAUAGUGGAUAAUCAUUUUUCCGUGCCGAUUGGCAAAACCGAUUUAUUACAGACUCCACCGAAUUAUCCCGCACCCGUAUUGAAAUACACCCUAUGUGAAAUGACACUUAUAUGGCAUAUGUAUGGUGGGAAUGAUUUCGACAGCUCUCAACCGCAAUCAGCAAAACAUGUAACCAUCAAUGACAAUGUUCGCAACAAUAUUACGCAUGGAAGGAGUAGGUCAGCUAUAGGUGCAGUAGGCUUCAACAAGUCUAGCCCGAACGAAGUACAUUUCGGCAGCGUGCCGAACUCGCCGCGUGCAACGAGAAGCAACGAAUCGUUGAUCGAUUGGCAUACGUUAGGUGGCCCGGGUCGACGACACGACGUGCUGAUGGAACUGCAAUUGAGCAAGGUUCGCUUCCAGCACGAGGUUUAUCCAGAAAAUACUCGGGAAGCGUCUAGGCAGGUGCUACUAGUGCACGAGAUCGAAGUAAGGGAUAGAUUGGCGUCGUCGCACAUAAACAAAUUCCUUUAUCAAUACAGCAGCGAAGCGAGACCUAGGCAGUCUCACUCUAUUAUGUUUACCAUGAAGGCAGUUCAUGUAAGGCCGGAUCCCAGAUUAAGUGCCCAAGAAUGUUGUUUGAAACUUAGUCUACUGCCACUGCGACUGAACAUAGACCAAGAUAGCCUACUGUUCUUAAUACAAUUUUUUAACGAACUAGGCGGUGGAUCGAAGCGAAGUCAAGAAAGCUCUAGUACACCUAAUAGUUCGCAAUCCACCCCGGUAUCGAAACAAGGAACACCUACGCAUCAUCCGCCCAUUAUGAGCGUGAAUGAUGACGCGUUGACGAAUGACGCGAUGAUGAAUAUGUCGCAAAAUAAUAUCAUUGAUCAGAAUCUAUUGAUACUUUUGGAAGAUGAACUGACAUUCAAGGAGAAUAAGACUAAAACAAAGACUGUUCAUCAGGUCCAUGAUGAUAGUCAGCCAAUAUACUUUAGGAACGUGGUGUUCGGUCCAGAAGUUCUCAUCAGGUUGGAUUAUCACGGAAAACGCAUGGAUUUCACUCAUGGACCAUUGGCAGGUCUGCUAAUGGGCUUGGCGGAAUUGAACUGUUCCGAGUUAAGACUGAAAAGAUUGUCAUAUAGACAUGGAUUGUUGGGUUAUGAUAAACUUCUCACAUAUUUGGUUUCGGAAUGGUUGCAAGAUAUCAAAAAGAAUCAACUCCCGAGUUUACUUGGUGGCGUAGGCCCGAUGUAUUCUGUGGUACAGUUGUUUCAAGGGAUACGCGAUCUAUUUUGGUUACCAAUCGAACAGUAUCAAAAAGAUGGGAGAAUAGUUCGUGGUUUACAGCGCGGAGCAAACAGUUUUACAACAUGUACUGCGAUGGCUGCAUUAGAAUUGACAUGUAGAAUCGUACAGGCAUUACAGACCACAGCCGAGACUGCGUACGAUAUAGUUAGCCCUGGUCCCAGUGUGAGAUGCAAAAACAAAGGGCAGAAGGGUCGUCGAAAGAGAUACAGUCAGCCACUAGAUAUCCGAGAAGGGGUGGCUAAUGCCUACACAUUAGUCAAAGAAGGCUUAGGCGAGACUGCGACUCAAUUAGUUCGCGUGGCAAGUGAGGAACAUGAGCACAAGGGCACCGUUGGCGCGGUCGGCGGUGUAUUGCGGCAGAUUCCCCCAACAGUCGUGAAACCGAUUAUCCUGGCCACGGAGGCGACCAGCAAUGUGUUGGGCGGCAUGCGAUCAUCGUUGGUGCCCGAUGCGCGUCGAGAGGCGGUACAGAAGUGGCGACAAGAUUCCGAUACGAGUUAAUCCCGAGUCUGCGGGAAAUGGGAAAAAUUCAUCAUCUAAAUCAUUUUCGGAUUGCCAGUCAAUUUCGCUCAAACAACGCUUUUCAACCAUGGCCGGUCAGGCUGAGCCACUUUUUAUUGUAACAUAUUCAUGACAUAUACGCGUACGGAAAGAGAAUACUAAAUAGGAUAAGAGUGCCAUACGUUCGCGUCACGUUUGGCGAUAUUGUGAUUAUAUAACAAUUAUUCUCACUAGAUCUGUGCGAGUUAUUCUCGCUUGAUCUGUGCCUCGAUUAGGCCUCGAAGGAUCGGCAACGAGCGCGAGAAGAUGAUGGAUCUAAAGAAUGUGGAUCGCCGAUGAGAUGAGAGAUCUCAGACGAGAAGAACCGUCGUUGGGUCCUAAUUAUAAGUGCUAUACAUUGUUAACGUAGUCAUAUCAGUUUCAUUGAUUUUUUUGUACAUCACGAAGAGUGCGACGCAUCUGACAGAUUAUCUAAUAAUAAAUCACUUAGUUAAGAGUUGCCGCUAAUUUCGUUACAAAUGUACAAAAUACUUGUUACACUUAUAGAAUGUAAAGAUAGCUGCGCUCUAUCGCGAAGGAAUAUAUUACACUGUGCUUCUAUAUUCCUUCUCUAUACAUAUAUAUUUUUUUUUGUUUUGAUCAUGUGAAUGUUUUAUACCAAUGAUAUGUGUAUCCGAAGACUUUUAUUAAUAAAAUUAUUAUACACAAUUAAAAAA